AGAGAAGAGGAGGAGGUGGGCUUGCUGGCGGAGAAAGUAUCAGUGGCGGCGGCGGUUCUUCACCUCCGGCUACAAACAGGAAGCUCGUCCGCGGUGCCGGGCUUCCACCUGAGACUGGAGACACCCGGCCAGAUGAUCGCCUCUUACUCGACUCUUUUACGCCCGAUACUAAUCUUGUCGUAAACCGUGACGAGGUUUGUUUUCUUGCAACGCUGUCUAAAGUCCUUCCAAGAAGGGUGACCCAAGGUCCUUAUGGUUGAGGUGGUGUGUGCUACCUCUUGCCAUGCCUCCAGCCAUGACAGACCUCCUGGACAUAUGGGCAGACCAUUCGCCCUUGGCUGGCCAUGCCCCGGACCAAAUCACGGUAGAUUUCUUGCUUCCCACUGGUAUCUACAUUCAAAUGGAUGUUCCACGCGAGGCCACCUUUCAACAUAUCAAACUGCUCUUAUGGAAACACGCUCAGACAUUCCCCUUGUUUCCUGCCUUGGGCGAGAUGGAAAGCCACAUGUUCCAGUGUGUCAACCAGACGGCCGUGCACGAAGAACUAGAAGAUGAAACGAGGAGACUUUGUGAUGUUCGUCCCUUCUUACCGGUUCUCAAGUUGGUGACACGCAACUGCGGUCGAGCUGAACGGCUGCUGGAUUCCAAAAUUGGUGUGCUUAUCGGCAAGGGCCUUCAUGAACUCGAUGGCAUGAAUGACCAGGAAGUAAAAGACUUUCGCUGUAAAAUGUCUCGCAUCAGUGAAGAGAGAAUGCAACGUCUCCAGAUGAUGACAUGGACAGAGUGGUUGCAGGCAUGUUUUUGCCCACAGCUUGAGCCUUGGAUCAGCAAAGAUGGACUCAAUGACCGCUCAGCUACCUUAAAAGUCAUCAUCCAUGUUGACCAAUCUCAGGAUUCUGCCUGUUUGAAAGUGCCUGCAUCCUGCAACGCUGUCGAGCUGAUAGAACUGGCUGUAAGGAAGUGGUUGACCACUCAUGGGCAUGAGGAGGAGGCAUGGAGAGGACAGUAUGUCCUGAGAGUCAGCCAUUGCAUGGAGUUCCUCUGUGGAGACCAUGCGCUCUGUGAAUACAAGUAUAUACGCACGUGUAUGCAGGCAAGGGAGUCUCCACACCUUACCCUGGUUUCCUCCAGUACAGUCAAGGCCAUGUUUGAAAAGGAAAUCACCGCCAUUGGGGCAGUAGUCAGUCGCAAGUCCUCCAACCCACCUCUGCCCCUACCUCCAAAAAGAAGGGUUCCCGUGCAAGCACAGACUUGUGUGUGGGAUGUGCCAAGCCCAUUUAAGAUAGUUCUAUUGAAAGGCUGCAAGGUGAAUGCGGAGGAGACUGCUAAGGUCCAGGUCAGGGCCGGGCUUUUUCACGGAACAGAGCUUUUAUGCAAACCAGCUGUGAGCAGCGAGAGCAACGGCCGCUCAGAGCACACGUGGAAAGACAGCACAUUAGAGUUUGACAUCUCGGUCUGUGACCUGCCGCGGAUGACACGCCUGUGCUUUGCCAUCUAUGCCGUCAUGGAUAAGGUCAAGAAGCAGAAGUCUACCAAAAACGCCCAUCCAAACAAGUACCAGACUAUUCGCAAAGCAGGGAAAGUGCACUACCCCAUAGCCUGGGUGAACACAAUGGUGUUUGACUACAAAGGUCAUCUAAAGAUGGGAGAUAUCAUCCUUCACUGCUGGUCUUCGUUUCCUGAUGAACUUGAAGAGAUGCUGAAUCCCAUUGGAACUAUUCAGACCAAUCCAUUCACAGAAAACGCCACAGCUCUGCACAUCAAUUUCGUCGAAUACUCAACGCACCCCAUCAUUUUCCCUCCCUUUGACAAGAUCCUGGAAAAGGCUGCUGAGAUUGCUGGAGCAAGUGACUGUGCACAAAUGAGUCGUGGCGGUAAGAAGUUCCACAUUGAGCUGAAGGAGAUCAUGGAGCGCGACGCACUCUCUCAGCUAUGUGAGAAUGAGAAGGACUUGAUCUGGACACUACGCCACGACUGCCGAGAAAAUUUCCCUCAGUCACUGCCCAAGCUGUUGCUCUCCGUCAAGUGGAGCAAACACGAGGACAUGGCCCAGCUGCAAGCACUGCUUCAGAUUUGGCCUAAACUGUGUCCAAGAGACGCACUGGAGCUUCUGGAUUUUAACUAUCCAGAUCAAUAUGUCAGAGAGUAUGCUGUACGCUGCUUGUAUGAUAUGAGUAACGAAGAGCUGUCACAGUACUUGCUUCAGUUGGUUCAGGUGUUGCGUUAUGAGCCCUAUUAUGACUGCGCCCUUACCCACUUCCUGCUGGAGCGAGCCCAAGGAAAUCGCAAGAUAGGGCACUUCCUCUUCUGGCACUUAAGGUCAGAAAUCCACAUGCCUGCUGUUUCAGUUCAGUUUGCCCUCAUGCUCGAAGCCUACUGUAGAGGCAGUAUCCCUCAUAUUGAGGUUCUAAAGAAACAGGUGGAAGCCCUGAGUAAGCUAAAGUCAGUGAAUGAGCUAAUAAAGCUGGGUACCAUGAAGAAUGCUCGGAGUAAGUUGACCAAGGAGGCCAUGAUGACUUGCCUAAAGCAGAGUGGCUACUCGGAGACUCUGUCGGACCUGCACUCUCCUUUAAAUCCCAACAUCCUGCUGUCAGGCAUGAAUGUGCAAAAGUGUCGCUACAUGGACUCCAAGAUGAAGCCGCUCUGGAUUGUUUACAACAACAAGCUGCUGGCAGGAGACACCUUAGGAAUCAUCUUUAAGAAUGGGGAUGACCUAAGACAAGAUAUGUUGACACUGCAGAUUUUGCGGUUAAUGGAUUUGCUAUGGAAGGAGGCUAAUCUUGAUCUCAGGGUAGUACCAUAUGGUUGCCUAGCGACAGGUGACCGGGCAGGGCUGAUUGAAGUUGUGUCAUCGGCUGACACGAUUGCCAAUAUCCAGUUGACCAGCUCCAAUGUGGCAGCCACUGCCGCAUUCAAUAAGGAUGCUCUGCUCAACUGGCUCAAGGAACGCAACUCUGGAGAUGCUCUUGAUCGGGCCAUUGAGGAGUUCACCUUGUCAUGUGCAGGCUACUGUGUAGCCACAUAUGUCCUCGGCAUUGGGGACCGCCACAGUGACAACAUCAUGGUCCGCAGCACUGGGCAGCUCUUCCACAUAGACUUUGGUCACAUACUGGGCAACUUCAAGUCAAAGUUUGGCAUAAAGAGGGAACGUGUGCCAUUCAUCCUCACACACGACUUUAUCCACGUCAUACAACAGGGCAAAACUGGGUACACUGAAAAAUUUGCCAGCUUCCGUCAGUACUGUGAGGAAGCUUAUCUCAUCUUGAGGAAGAAUGGGAACCUCUUCAUCACCCUGUUUGCCCUCAUGCUUACCGCUGGCCUGCCUGAGCUCACUUCGGUCAAAGACAUCCAAUACCUGAAGGAUUCCUUGGCUUUGGGCAAAACAGACGAGGAGGCACUCAAACAGUUCCGGCAGAAAUUUGAUGAGGCUCUGAGAGAGAGCUGGACUACCAAAGUCAACUGGAUGGCCCACAAUGUUGCCAAAGACAACCGUUCCUAGAGCACCAGAGACACGUUGAAGGCAAGGAUGCAUCCACGUAACAGGCUGAUCCGGUGUCGCUCUUUGGCAUUAGGUGUGAUGUCUUUGCCACAUGUACUGUAGAAGCGAACGGGUACAUGGUCUCACCACAGCCCCACGCUCCUUCAAACAUUCCUCUAUACUUUAAAGGACCAUCAACACCAACAGGAAGUACAGCUUGGCAGUGGGGCUAUAAGUGUACCCCAUUUCUGUAGGCGGAUUGUAUUUUUUUUAUUUGAGAUGCCUUUAUUGCUCUUCUCCUCAUUCUAGGAGACUUUGAUGGGAGUGAGCCUUUUGUCCUUGUUUUACAAUGGUUGACUUGAAUCAAAUUGGACCUUUAAACACUGGAACAUUUUUGUAAGAAAUGUGAGAUGGCUUUUUUUCCCCCGAAAGUCCAAUCAAGUCCAAAACAAUAAUUACUAUGAAUGCAAUCUAUUUUGUUUAAAAGAUAUAUAAUAAUAACCCGCCACCCAACGACAAUUGGACUUGCUGAGAAAUAACAAAAAGCAAAUGUUUUGGUUGCCGACUUUAUUCAUGAAUGUGCCACUUUUUCCCAGGAGCGGUUUUUAUAUUGGGCGAUUAUUUUUGACAGGGUGCACCCCCCAAGGAUCUGUCUCUGUAUUUUGUGCAAUAUCCAUCAAUGAGUAUAUAAACCAUAUCUACAUGUAUAAAAUUCCUACGGUCUUGGCCUAUCUUUUUUUUUUUUGUGUAGCAACUGUAGUUUGCACCACUAGCCAUUGACAGUCUUAGUUAGACACUGGAUGUUGUCAAAUGUACAGACUUUUAUUGUUGUUUGCUGUUAUUCAUAGGAGUUCUAUUAAUAAGUUUUAUUAAUUAAAGGUUAUUUUCCCCUGUGCUGUA
This is a messenger RNA of Syngnathus typhle (broad-nosed pipefish), 4378 nucleotides long. Its product is annotated as phosphatidylinositol 4,5-bisphosphate 3-kinase catalytic subunit beta isoform-like. Lineage: Eukaryota; Metazoa; Chordata; Actinopteri; Syngnathiformes; Syngnathidae. The transcript is spliced from 23 exons. The record is from RefSeq and is a predicted model, not a curated record. The coding region runs from base 284 to 3499 and encodes 1071 amino acids. Gene Ontology annotation, cellular component: plasma membrane; cytoplasm; phosphatidylinositol 3-kinase complex. Gene Ontology annotation, molecular function: 1-phosphatidylinositol-4-phosphate 3-kinase activity; 1-phosphatidylinositol-3-kinase activity. Gene Ontology annotation, biological process: cell migration; phosphatidylinositol-3-phosphate biosynthetic process; phosphatidylinositol-mediated signaling.